This is a messenger RNA of Sus scrofa (pig), 5253 nucleotides long. RefSeq names its product uromodulin like 1 (gene UMODL1). Gene Ontology annotation, cellular component: extracellular region. The record is from RefSeq and is a predicted model, not a curated record. Lineage: Eukaryota; Metazoa; Chordata; Mammalia; Artiodactyla; Suidae. Gene Ontology annotation, molecular function: peptidase inhibitor activity; protein binding; calcium ion binding.
GCUGCCACGGUCGGCGGAGCAGGCGAGAAAAAGAGCCCCUUCUCUGGGCCCAGGUGACCCGGGCCCCUUUGCGCUGCCACUCACGAGAGGCCCAGAGCCACCACCACCGUCCGACCAUGCUCAGGACCCUCGGGCUGGCCCUGCUGGCUCUGGUCAGCGCCGUAGGCCAGAGCCAGGCCAGCGGCUUCACAGAAAGCGGCCUCUCGUUGCUGGGCUACCAGCUGUGCAACUACAGCGAGACGCGCACCGUCCCGAGCGUGGAGGCCGCGCAGACGUCCCGCCUGACCCACGUUCCCUGCGGCGGCUGGAUCCCCUGGCGGCGCUGCCCCAAGACCGUCUACAGGACCCGCUACCUGGCGGUGGACGUGCUCGAGCGGAGGAACGUGACCCGCUGCUGCGAGGGCUACGAGCAGCUGGGCCUCUACUGCGUCCGGCCCCGGAAUCGGUCUUCGGAGUUUGCAUCCAGACCUGGAAUCUGCCCUGUGGUGGGGCCAGAAGUGUCCACCUCGCCAUGCACCCUGGAUGUGGACUGCCCUGGACUCCGGAAGUGCUGCCCCGUGUCAGGGGCCCUCGUCUGCACGGCUCCCACGCCUGGAGCUCCAGAAAGGAAGCUGGCUAGUUUCUGGUACAACCUGACGGUCCUGGUGAAGAUGGACUUCCAGGAGCUCCUGCAGGUGGACCCCAGACUCCUGGAUCACAUGAGGCUCCUGCACUCCAUGGUCACCGGUGCCCUGCAGCCACUGAACGCCACCGUCCACCACCUGCAUUCAGCCGGUGGGGACACCUCGACCACAGUGUCCCGGCUGCUGCUGGGCCUGCCACAGCCGGUGCCGGUGGCCCGUGUCUCCACGGCGCUGGACAGCAUGGUGAAGCGCGUCUAUGAAGUGAUUGGCGUCCGGGUGCAAGACGUGAAUGAAUGUUCCCACGACGAACUCAACACCUGCUCCGGAGGGGAGCCGUGUGUAAACACAGAGGGCUCCUACCACUGUGCCCGUCACCCCGAGACGCCGACCCUGUGUCCCCAGAAGCUGGACGGCACGUGUGAAGACUGCCCGCCUGUCCCUGACCACAUGAUUGCCAACGUCACCAGCAGCAGCUUUCACGUGUCUUGGAGUUUGAAUUCCACCCAGAACCGCCCUUUCCAGGUGCGGGUGUACAGGGGCGAGGAGCUGUUCAGGACGGCCAGCACCCGGGGGACGAGCCUGGAGGUGGCCGGGCUGGAGGCCGGCGUGCUCUACAGAGUGCAGACUGGCUACCAGGCGUGCGGGGCCAAUGUCACCAACACGCUCACCGUCAGGACCGACGCGCGGUCGUUCCGAGUCACGAUGAGAAUCCUGGACCGCAACGUGACCGAGAGGCUGCUGGACCGCGGGAGCCCCGAGUUCCAGAACUUCUCCCGGCAGCUGCUGCACGAGGUUGCCCGCUCCUUCCCGCCGGCAGUUUCCGACCUGCACCGAGGAGGGAGGCUGAGGAUGCAGAUCGUGUCUCUCCAGGCGGGGAGCGUGGUGGUGAGCCUCAGGCUGACCGUGUGGGACCCCGAGUUCCCGCUGGGUGUGGCCACACUGGCCCCCAUGCUUCCGCCUCUGUGGGCCAGCACCGUGUUCCAGGUUGACCAACAGGGGACGCUCGUGCAAGACUGGGAUGAGUGUGCGGACAGCUUGGAGCACGACUGCUCACCGGCCGCCCAGUGCAUCAACCUCGAGGGCUCGUACACCUGCCGGUGCUGGACGGCCAGGGACGCCAACCCCUCCAGACCCGGCCGGGCCUGCGAUGGUGAUGCAGUGAGUCCCCCGGGAGGUGUGCUGUCUCCAGUGACAGGGGUUAUAGCCCCAGCUCCUGGCACGGAAACAGCAGCUGUUGGCUUGGAGACUGUUGCCCUGUCCCCCAGCCCUGGACACCCAUGGGGCACCCCUGCAGCAGGCCAGGCCUGGACCCCAGGGCCCCCACCCAGGAGAGGGGUCAGCAGCAUGGCUGGCCACGGCAGUGACAGCACGGGGCAAGACGUGGAGGAGGAAGUGCCCAGUGUGGCCCCAGGUCUGGGGGCUGGCCAGGGGAUGGCCAGUGGGGUGGCGGGCACCGCCUUCUCCCCCAGGGCUCCUGGGGCCACAGACAGCCUGCCGGGCCCUCCUGGGAUGCUGCCUCUGGACUCCACCAUGGAGCCUCUCUUCUGGCCCAUGCCUACCGAGGGUCCCACAGGCCACAUCGAGUGGCAAGCCAGCCUCCCCACGAGGGACACACUGCCAGCACCUCUGGACCCAACGUGGCCACAGACCUUGGACCCUGGAGCCACGUCUCAGGACCUGCCCUUGGCUCCCACCCCUGAGCCUCUGAAGACCUCCGCCUGCGCUCCUGUCCCCAUCAGAAGGGUCACCGUCUCCAACGUGACCAGCACAGGCUUUCGCGUGGCGUGGACGGCGGAUCUCACCCCACACCCCACAUUCCAGCUCACCCUGACUUCUGCUCAGGGCCCCACCGUGAACCUGGAGACUCGGGACGCAAGCCUGGUGCUGUCGGGCCUGGAGCCUGGCACCUUGCACCGGGUGGAGAUUGUGGCCCAAGCAUGUGGGAAAGAAACGGCCCGAGCCCACCUGAAAGUGAGGACAGCUGCCCAGAAGCUCAGUGGAAAAGUCAGAAUAGUGAACGUCAGGUAUUUAGAAUCCUUCCGCAACGCAAGCAGCAAGGAGUACCGGGCCUUCCUAGAGCUGUUCCUUAGGACGGUGCGGAACUCCUUGCCGGCCUCCAUGCGCCAGCACCUGGACACAGGUGGGGUGCAGGUGGAGGUGACCCGCAUCAGCAACGGCAGCGUCCUGGUGGAGUUCAACGUGCUGGUCAUCGCAGACCUGGACAUCCGGGAGGUGGCCGCCGCGUUCCUCGCCGCCUUUCAGGACGCCUCUCCGCUGGAGGUGGUCGCAGGGGACACCUUCCUAUGGGAUUACGACGAGUGCGAAAGGGAGGAGCACGACUGUGCCCCGGGCUCCACCUGCCACAACAUCCUGGGGUCAUUCACCUGCCGCUGCGAGGGAGGUGCCGCGGACCCUCCCGUAGAAUAUUCUGGAAGACCCUGUGAAGGCGACUCUCCUGGCAACACAACCCGGUCCCCCACCCCAGAGCGGCCCCCCACCCCAGUGGGAACCUGGGCUCCCGCUGCACAGGGCGCCCGCCCAGCACCCCCGGGCCCGCCCCCGCGGCUGAACCUGAGCAGAGCCGUCAGGGUGCUCUGUGAGACCGACAAGGUGGCCGUCGCCAUCCAGAAGCGCUUCCUGCAGCAGGAGUCCAUCCCCGAGUCGGCCCUGUACCUGGGGCACCCGUCCUGCAACGUCAGCGACAGCAACAGCACACACGUGAUCCUGGUGGCUGCGUGGAGCGAGUGCGGAACCGUCGUGCAGAGCAACGUGACCACCACGGUGGUGAGGACCACGCUGAGGAACGACCUGUCCCCGGAGGGCGUCCUCCACCACCCGAAGAUCCUGAGCCCCAUCCGCUGCGCCUUCCAGAACCACCUCCUGACGUCCUCAGGCUACACCCCGGAGUGGGGUGUUUACACCAUCAUCGAGGACCUCCACGGAGCCGGAAGAUUUGUCACUGAAAUGCAGUUAUUUAUCGGAGACUCUCCUAUUCCUCAAAAUUAUAGCGUGUCUGCCAGUGAUGAUGUCAAGAUCGAAGUAGGGCUCUAUAAGCAGAAAAGCAACCUCAAAGUGGUCCUGACCGAAUGCUGGGCUACACCGUCCAGUAACGCCAAGGACCCCAUCAUGUUUGGCUUCAUUAACAACAGCUGCCCCGUCCCCAACACACACACGAAUGUGAUUGAGAACGGGAACUCCGACAAGGCCCAGGUUAAGCUGAAAAUCUUCUCCUUCAUCAACAACUCCAUAGUCUAUUUGCACUGCAAGCUUCGCAUCUGCAUGGAAUCCCCCGGCACCACGUGCAAAAUAAGCUGUGAUGACUUUCGGUCGCCGAGAAGCAGUGGGAUGUCUGCGACACACCAGAUGUCCUGGGGGCCCCUCAUUCGGUCGGAAGGAGAGCCUCCAGGUACAGAGCCAGGCCUGGGAGCCGGUUACCUGGCGCUCAUCGUAGUGGCCGUCUUUGCCUUGGUGGCGGGGACAGCUGCCCUUGUGCUCCUGAGCUACCAGAGAAUGACCGGCAGGUACAGCUUCAAGACCCAGCCUGGCGCCUUCAGCUACCAGGCCUUCCGUGAAUGAGGCACCUGCGCCGGAGGUAGCCGGGACUCAAGCUCCAGUCUCCACUCGAGCAAGCGUGCUGUGUUCCACGUCCAGAGCCUGGAUGAGCCCCAGAGAUGCUGCAAACGCAGCCUCCGCCCGCCCCCACGAGGCCCGGAUCAGCAAGGGCUGCGGGCUGGUGAGAAGCGGGCAGUGAGCCUGGCUGCCUGGAGCCUCAGUCGCAAGGAUCUUCCACCCAGCUCUCCCAUCACCCCAUCUCCUUCACCGCCAGCUCAGCCCCACUCACCCUAACUGGUCCAGGUGGCCCUUCCCGGCUCACCACUGAGGUUCCUCAUCCUCCGCCCCCAUCAGCCCCUCAUCCGUCCAUCCGACACCCUGUCAAAUACAUGUUUCUCAUUUUCAAAAAUAUCUGACAGUGCCCUUGAAGUUCUUUUAAAGAUAAGUCGGUGUGAAUACAUGACUAAUGUCGUUUUUAGCACAUACAGAUGCUUUAGAAUUUUUCUCCUGCAUCUUUACCAGGAUACUGUUUUGAUUUACGCAGCAGUGGCUCAAAAGGCGACUCUAGGCCAUUCAUUGAGCACCUUUGCAAGUAGGAACAACAGUGGAUCUCUAUAACAUUUUAUAUUUUUCCAAGCGUUUCACAGGUAGUAAAAUACAUAAUUUUACCAGGGAUGAGGCACUAUUUAGCCACUACUCAUUGGGAAACCACAGGAGGAGUGGGUGAGUUCGUUACCGAAGAUCACGCAGUGCCUUAACGACGAAAUGGGUCUAGAAUCUAAGCGUUUUAGUCUAGAAUUUUCUUCAUGACACUACUACUUCGUUUAAAGCACAUGGCAUUGUCUUCGAUAGCUAAUGCCUGCAAGUUUAGUGUUUCUCCUGGAUGAACUUAGCCUUAUAACACCAUCUUGGUUUUUAAUUCAUGAGAUUAACUUUGUCCAAUGCAAUUAACUGGCGUUAAUACAGAACAUUCGGGAAAUGUAUUUUGAGGUACUGGGGAGUCUCAGAGUCUGUCGAAUCGCAGGAUGUCAUACUGCGGAGAUCGGCUUCUGAACAAGUAGAAUAAAUCACCCAUGAC